ACCCAAAAACUUCAAUGGGCACCAGUUCAGCAUCGUCACAUUAGACUGGUACCCUUUUAUGGACUUCAGGCGGAAUAGUGACGCCGUGGCCACCACAGUAACGCCGCAAGACUCGCUCGACGUACGCAUCCUUUCCACCCUUACAAGAACCCUCAACUUCACGUAUGAGAUGCGGGUGCCUUGGGACAACCAAUGGGGGACCUCUACGCCGAGCGGCAAUUGGACUGGAGUAGUGGGUACAUUGCAGCAUCACAAGGCUGACUUCUCUCUCCUGUUGUCAUGGAUGCGAGGUCGAUACCAGGUUGUGGAGUACUCGCGGAUCUACGUCAACGAGCCUAUCGUCUUCAUUAUGCUGAAGCCCGGCCCGCUGCCUCAAUACCUCGCUUUGGUCACACCCCUUGAAGGGGACCUAUGGGCGGCCCUGUUCCUGUCCACGGUGUCUGCUGGUCUGAUUCUGUGGGCGCUACAGUGGGCGUGGGGGCGGGCUAGCGGAAAGCGUGGGCUUACCCUCGACACAUCUAUACUGUAUACGUGGAGCAUUUUGUUUGAGGAGCCGCCGCCACAUAUUCCUACUAAUAUGUCUGGCAGGAUGUUCGUUGGGUGGUGGUGGCUUUACUGCACCCUCGUCACCGUGGUGUACCGUUCUUCCCUCAUCGCCCACCUGUCCGUGCCCGGCACCUCCGCCACAAUCGAUACCUUCAAGCAACUGCUGGAAGCCGACGGCUGGACAUGGGGCUAUGAGCCGAGCUACGGCGCCGGAUGGGAGUGGUUCAAGAUGAAUACAAACCCGAUUAUUAAAAGGAUAUUUCAGGAUAUGGAGGUUAUGGAGUUCCCUCAGCAGAUGGAACGUGUGUUCAAGGGUCGCCAUGCCCUUAUCACCUGGAAGUACAAGAUAAAAUCACUGGUUGCGUCUCUUUACACGGACGAAUAUGGUAACACGCCAAUCUACACCGCCAAACAAGUGUACUUCAACUACGGUGGAUACGGCUGGUGCUUUAGGAAGGGUGCACCGUUCCGCCGAGCCAUUGACCUACAGAAGCAGAGAAUGAUCGAGGCGGGUCUCAUACCGCAGUGGAUAGAUGACUUGGUUGGGACAAAGGCAAUGAAAGCGAGAGAGCAAUUCGCAGCCACUGGAGCUGUCAACGACUUGACCAAAAACCUUCAGCAGGACAGUGAAGGGGAGCGGGUGGUGCUCAGCCUUCUACACCUCCAGAGCGUGUUCCUCCUCCUAGUUAUAGGCUCCACCAUCGGUCUUACGGUUCUUUUCAUUGAGGUGGUUGUAUUCUCCUGCAGAAAAAAAAAAUAACUCUUAGGUUGAUAGUGACUAGGAUGUGAUGUCUAGUGGUUAAAGAAUAAA
Eriocheir sinensis (Chinese mitten crab) is the source of this 1357-nucleotide messenger RNA. RefSeq names its product glutamate receptor ionotropic, delta-2-like. Gene Ontology annotation, molecular function: glutamate-gated receptor activity. NCBI's taxonomy places the organism in Eukaryota, Metazoa, Arthropoda, Malacostraca, Decapoda, Varunidae. The record is from RefSeq and is a predicted model, not a curated record. The coding region runs from base 59 to 1306 and encodes 415 amino acids. Gene Ontology annotation, cellular component: membrane. The transcript is spliced from 8 exons.